CUCGCUCACACCUACCUCUACCUGCCUGCCUGCUCCAACGGCCUAGGUAGAUACCCUCUCCCCCGCCAUCCUCCCCCUUCCAUCAUCCCCGUACCGCCACCAUGUCCCGGAGAUACGACUCCAGAACGACCAUCUUCUCGCCCGAGGGCCGUCUCUACCAGGUCGAAUACGCCCUCGAAGCCAUUUCCCAUGCCGGUACCGCCCUCGGCAUCCUCGCGAAGGAUGGCAUCGUGUUGGCCGCCGAGCGCAAGGUCACCAGCAAGCUGUUGGAGCAGGACACGUCGGCCGAGAAGCUCUACAUCCUCAAUGACAACAUGAUCUGCGCAGUAGCAGGCAUGACUGCCGACGCCAACAUCCUCAUCAACUACGCCCGUCAAGCCGCCCAGCGCUACCUCCUCACCUACAACGAAGACAUUCCCUGCGAGCAGCUUGUGCGGCGCCUGUGCGAUCUCAAGCAAGGCUACACUCAGCACGGCGGUCUGCGUCCCUUUGGUGUCUCUUUCAUCUAUGCCGGCUACGACCCCCAGCGCCAGUUCCAGCUCUACCAAAGCAACCCCAGCGGCAACUACGGAGGCUGGAAAGCGACCAGCGUUGGCGCUAACAACGCGAGCGCGCAGAGUCUGCUGAAGCAGGACUAUAAGGAGGAUUGCGAUCUGAAGGAGGCAUGCGGUCUGGCUGUCAAGGUGCUCAGCAAAACAAUGGAUUCAACCAAACUAAGCAGCGAGAAGAUUGAGUUUGCCACCGUGGGCAGAACGAAGUCCGGAAAGGUCUAUCACCAUCUUUGGGGUGCCGAUGAGAUUGAUGCGCUCCUAAAGGAGCACGGAUUAGCCAAGUCGAGCGACGGGGAGACGACUGAAGAGCGCAUGGGCACGGCAGGUUACGCGGAGAAUAGGCCGGAGAGUUAGAUGUGACUCUACAGUCACCCCUCUGAAUGGAACAUGACGAAUGUAAUAUACCUGCCUCUUAUCAAGACGCCAAUACAUUCACGCAGAUGCUCUGUCAUAAUACGAUUCCCAUCCAAUUGCCACAUCG
Molecule: messenger RNA, 1032 nt
Organism: Aplosporella prunicola CBS 121167
Lineage: Eukaryota; Fungi; Ascomycota; Dothideomycetes; Botryosphaeriales; Aplosporellaceae
Exons: 4
Coding region: 102-905 (267 amino acids)
Biological process (GO): ubiquitin-dependent protein catabolic process
Cellular component (GO): nucleus; cytosol; proteasome core complex
Source: RefSeq, a predicted model, not a curated record